AUGAAGAAAUUUGCGUCUCUUUUUCAGCAGCAUCACCUCAUGGAUUUGCCUUUAAUUGAAAGUCACUUCACAUGGAACAGAAACUCUUCUUGGAGCAAGCUUGACCGUUUUCUUAUAUCAUCCUCUUGGGAAGAAAAUUACUUAAGGAUUGAGCAAACAACCUUACCCAAGCCAUUUUCAGAUCACUGUCCCAUAUUGUUGUCCACACAGAGUGAAGGUUGGGGUCCAACUCCGUGCAUAUUUGAGAAGAUGUGGUUGCAAGAUCCCACAAUCAUGGAGCUCAUGCUAAAUUGGUGGCAUUCCUUCAGCUUCACUGGAUCUCCUGGUUUUAUUCUUGAGAAAAAAAUGCAGGCUCUUAAAAGAAAGUUGUGUGAAUGGAACCGUGAGGUUUUUGGAAAAAUUGACACCUUAAUCCAAAACAAUCUCAUUGCAGGUCAACUUGUGGAAUCUAAAUUGUUAUUGGAUCCUAAUAAUGCUCAACUAGCGACAGAAAAAAUUGAAACAAAGUAUGAAUUCAAGAGAUCAACGAAGAUGCAUAAUGAUUUUUGGAAACAAAGAGCGACCAUCAACUGGGUUGAGGAACAUGAAAAUAAUACCCGUUUUUUCCACAAGUAUGCAUCCUCAAAACAAAGAGCCCAUGAUGAUGCCAACAAACUUGAAAUCAAGUUCACAGAAGAUGAAGUUAAAACUGCUUUAGCUGAGUUAGCCCAGGAAAAAACUCCAGAUCCGGACGGCAUGCCCAUAUUUGUCAUUAGCAAGUCUUGGGAUUUCAUGAAGCAUGACAUUCUCCUGGUCAUGGAGGAGCUCUACUACAACAACUCGAUUGAUUGGAGACUCAGGUCAACUUUUCUUGUUCUCAUUCCGAAAAUGCAAGACUUAGAGUUCAUGACUGAUUUUCGUCCAAUUAGCUUAAUGAAAAACAUAAACAAGAUUAUAUCAAAGGUCAUUGCCAGAAGACUCAAAAGGUUCUUCCCACAAUUAUAA
Molecule: messenger RNA, 984 nt
Organism: Papaver somniferum (opium poppy)
Lineage: Eukaryota; Viridiplantae; Streptophyta; Magnoliopsida; Ranunculales; Papaveraceae
Exons: 2
Coding region: 1-984 (327 amino acids)
Source: RefSeq, a predicted model, not a curated record